AUGGGUGACUUUAAUGCCCUUAUGAGUACUGAAGAUAGGAUAGGGCUUCCUGUCAGGGAAAGGGAAAUUGCAGAAAUGAAGGAGUGUAUGGACAGAUGUAGAAUGAUGGAAGUAAAGGCUUGUGGACAAUUUUUUACUUGGAAUAAUAAGCAAGAGGACAUGAGUAGGGUCUUUUGUAAACUGGAUAGGUGCUUGGCUGAGGAUUUUGCCACUAUUGUAAGUAAUGUGUGGCAGCAACAAGUUCAAGGGACUAAAAUAUUCCAAGUGGUUAGCAAAUUGAUGUUAUUGAAGAAAGAGUUCAAGAUUCUGAACAAGACUCAGUAUGGUGAUGUUUCAGUUCAAGAUGCACUGACUUAUAACACUAUGAUUGAAGCACGGAAAGUUUUGCAUAAUCAUCCAGAAGAUAUGAGGUUGAGAAGACAAGAAAAGGAGGCCAGGGAAGCUUAUCAUGUGGCUCAUAGAAACUAUACUAGUUUCUUAAGUAAAAAAGCCAAGGUGAGAUGGCUUACAGAAGGUGAUGACAACACAAAACACUUCCAUCAGAGUAUCAAACUUAGACGUGUACAUAAUAGAAUCAACACAAUAAGAAAAGAAGAUGGAUCCUGGGCUAACACUUCUGAUGAAGUUUUAGAAGCUUUUGUGGAAUACUACCAAUCCUUGUUGGGUAGUAGGAAUGCAGUGAAGAAAAUUGAACCAACCAUUAUAGCAAAAGGCAGUGUGUUGUCUACUCAGCAGCAAAUGGAGCUCACCUUGAAUUUUACAAAUGAAGAAAUUAAAAAUGCCCUCUUUUCAAUACCUGAUGAUAAGGCUCCUGGUAUGGAUGGUUACUCUAGCUGUUUUUUCAAGAAAAGCUCGGAGUACAUAGGUCAAGACAUUAUAGAGGCUGUGAAGGACUUCUUCAGAUCUGGCAAGAUCUUGAAAGAGAUUAAUGUGACUGCCAUCACCUUAAUUCCUAAAAUCAAAUGUCCAGCAGCAGUGGGGGAUUUUAGACCCAUUGCUUGUUGUUCAGUGCUGUAUAAAACAAUCACUAAGUUGAUCUGCACAAAGCUGAGCAGAGUCCUCCCUGAGGUAAUCUCUCCUAACCAAGGGGCUUUUAAUAAUGGCAAAAGUAUAAUCAGCAACAUUCUUCUUUGUCAAGAUCUGGUUAAGAGAUUUGGCAAUAGGAGGAACCAAGUAAAAGGGCUCAUGAUGAAGGUAGACUUGAAGAAAGCAUAUGACUCCAUAGAGUGGGUGUUUGUAAAAGAACUAUUAUUAGAGGCUAUGAAGUUUCCUACUCACUUCAUUCAGUGCAUAAUGGAGUGUAUCUCUACUCCAAAUUCACUCUCUUAA
Beta vulgaris subsp. vulgaris (sugar beet) is the source of this 1329-nucleotide messenger RNA. RefSeq lists its product as uncharacterized. NCBI's taxonomy places the organism in Eukaryota, Viridiplantae, Streptophyta, Magnoliopsida, Caryophyllales, Amaranthaceae. Bases 1 to 1329 code for a protein of 442 amino acids. The record is from RefSeq and is a predicted model, not a curated record. The transcript has 2 exons.